AUGAAGCUGACCGCCCUGCUGCUGCUGCUCGGGCACAGCGCGCUCUGGACAGUGCAAGAGGCCUCCCCGCUGGGCGCGGCCGGCUCCCUGCCCCAGAGCUUCCUGCUUAAGUGCUUGGAACAAGUGAGGAAGAUCCAGGUGGAUGGGGCCUUGCUGCAGGAGAAGUUGUGUACCACCCACAAGCUGUGCCACCCUGAGGAGCUCCUGCUGCUGGGACACUCUCUGGGCAUCUCGCAGGCUCCCCUGGGCAGCUGCUCCAGCCAGGACCUGGAGGUGACAAGCUGCCUGAGCCAGCUCCACAGUGGCCUCCUCCUCUACCAGCACCUCCUGCAGGCCCUGGCUGGGAUUUCUCCCGAGGUCUCCCCCACCCUGGACCUGCUGAAGCUGGACAUAGUCGACUUUGCGGCCUACAUCUGGCAGCAGAUGGAAGACCUGGCCAUGGCCCCCAGCAGGCAGCCCUCCCGGAACCCCACGCCGACCUUCUCCUCUGCCUUCCAGCGCCGGGCCGGUGGUGUGCUGGUGGCCUCCAACCUGCGGAGCUUCCUGGAGCUGGCGUACCGGGCUCUGCGCUACCUUGCCUCGCCCUGA
This is a messenger RNA of Echinops telfairi (small Madagascar hedgehog), 588 nucleotides long. It is a transcript of the gene CSF3, whose product is annotated as colony stimulating factor 3. The record is from RefSeq and is a predicted model, not a curated record. The coding region runs from base 1 to 588 and encodes 195 amino acids. Gene Ontology annotation, biological process: immune response; positive regulation of myeloid cell differentiation; positive regulation of cell population proliferation. The transcript is spliced from 5 exons. NCBI's taxonomy places the organism in Eukaryota, Metazoa, Chordata, Mammalia, Afrosoricida, Tenrecidae. Gene Ontology annotation, molecular function: cytokine activity; growth factor activity. Gene Ontology annotation, cellular component: extracellular region.